This is a messenger RNA of Solea solea (common sole), 5344 nucleotides long. RefSeq names its product proline-rich transmembrane protein 1 (gene prrt1). The transcript has 4 exons. Gene Ontology annotation, cellular component: membrane. Lineage: Eukaryota; Metazoa; Chordata; Actinopteri; Pleuronectiformes; Soleidae. Bases 109 to 834 code for a protein of 241 amino acids. The record is from RefSeq and is a predicted model, not a curated record.
CAUACAUUUGGAAUAAAAGUCUGCAUCACUGCGCGCGACCCGAGCACAUUCCUGUUUUUAACCAUCAGCCGGAGUCAAAGGCGUCCACGCGCACAAAAACAGGACGCUAUGUCGACGGAAAAACACGGUCUGGAUGACUCUGGUCGUCAGACCAUGCAGCCUCCUCCGUACCUCCCCAGCUGGCAGGACCCCAGCGCGGGCCAACACCCCGGCAUGGCCCCCGCCCCGGGCACCCAGCCCAGCUACCCUCCUCCUCCUCCUCCCCCAGGCUCAGACGGCUACCUCCAGGAAACCCAGUUCCACAGCGGCCCGCUGGGACCUCCUGGGGCACCUCAGGGCUACACUGUCCAGACCCAGGGGCCCGGGGCCAACGUGCCUCACCCACCUGUCGGAUACCUCCACCCGGGCUACCCUCUCCAGCUGCAGCCCUGCACCGCUUACGUACCUGUCUACCCGAUGGCAUCGGGUCAGCCCUACAUGCCAGCUGGAGGAGCCCACGCAGGUAUACCACCAGGCCAGAUUCAUCCCAUGCAAAUGCCCCCGAGCAUCACACUGAUGGACCGCCGGCCGCCGCACGACUACCUGCCCAUCGCUGUCCUCACCACUGUGUGCUGCUUCUGGCCGACGGGCAUCAUCGCCAUCAUCAAAGCUGUGCAGGUGCGUACGGCGAUAGCCAGAGGGGACAUGGUGUCGGCAGAAAUAGCCUCCCGCGAGGCGCGCAACUUCUCCUUCAUCAGCCUGGCCGUCGGCAUCGCCUCCAUCGUGCUGUGCACCAUCCUCACCGUGGUGGUCAUCAUCGCCUCGCAGCACCAUGACGACGACUGGGAGCCGUAGCUCCACGUCGACGGGAAACCGCGGCACGUGUUGUCCAGCUACUGUAACUAUUUGGAGGAAAUAGGAUCUCUGAAAACUCUACUGCUUGCUGGCCCUCUGUGUUCAGCCACACACACACACACACACACACACCACUACUGACCUAACACACACACACACACUCAGUACGUUUACAUGCAUGUUAUAAGUCAGAUUUUAGUCAGAUUAAGACAAUAAUUUAUUUAUUUUUUAAAUAUUAUGUGAACACGUUAGUCCGACUAAAAUCAAGCUAGUCUUAGUCAGACUAACAUACCUGGAUAAUGCGAUUCAUAGUCCGAUUACUCCUGAGUCGAACUUGGCGUUUGGUGCAUGCACUUAAGGGUCUUUGAAUCGGAAGAAGAAAGAGACGACGUAUAAACUCCAGUACUGUUGCCGGAAAUCCUACGGUGUCUUACUUCGGUCAACACAAGAACCACAAGAGACAUGUCCAUCUAAUUUAUAUCAUUAUUAACAUACAGCAGGUACAAAACCACAGCACCGUCCAUAUAAAUGUAUUUUCUGCUCCGCCCUAACCCUGGACUCAUCAUGCUGUCUGAUUGCCUGACUUACAUCAAUUUAAUCCAGCGACAUCCUUAGCUGGAUUAAACUGUGCACGUAAACGCACUGACUGAUCGACUGAUGACCAAAAACACAAACAAUCACAGCUGACAUUCGAAUACCAAAUACAAGCACGGCCCAGUAUUGCUGUUAGCUCACUGACCGCUCAAUAUUUCCACUCAGAUAACAUGAGCUGCAGGACGGAAACAAAGCUGCUUUCACUCACUAUUGAUUCACAUACAGUAUUCUCUGAUGACGUCCCGGUGCGUUCUUAGAAGUUCUGAAGUCAGGAACUCGGAUUUCCAACUCGCAAACAACCUCAACAACCUACAAAUACUGUUGUUUUACUCUUCAUAGCACUUCAGUGUAUUUGUUCGUACACACAGUAGAGCUUCAUUUUUAAUCGUAGAUAUAUUGGCAUAACACACCAUUGUGCAAAUGUAGAGCAUUGUGAUGACACUAGUAUUGCUAACAGUGGCUAACAAUAGCUCGAGAUACAGUGAACACAGAGGGUUCCGAGUUCCGAUGUAAAUGGAACGCAGCAUUAUGCUGUGUUUACACCAGACUAAUUUGAUGACUUGCUAGCUCGUAUUGAGGCCAGGCCAGGAUUUCCCACAGUGGGACAGCUGCGGAGUGUCUGCUCGUUUACUCGUUAAGUAAAUGGUGAGACUCGCCAAGGUGUGUCCCGCUGCAGACGCUGCACACGGUGCACACGGUGCAGACACACAAGGGAUGGAAUACCGUUAUACUUCUGUCUUCUCUUAGGAAAAUACACCGACCUCCGGAAUUAAAAAUGCAGUAAAGUGAUCGUGCUGCGCGUGGUGUGAACACAGCACUAGUGGGAGGACACACACACACACACACACACACACACACACAAGCAGCCAAAGGAGGUGUUUCAGGACAGAGGAAGAUUUUAGUCUGAGACACAUACACAUACACAGGUUUUCCUCUUUAAACACAUUCUAAAAAGUGCCAUGUUUGUCCAGAGCAGUGUUACAGUGUUACAGUGCUACAGUGUUACAGUGCUACAGUGUUACAGUGCUACAGUGCUACAGUGUUACAGUGUUACAGUGCUACAGUGCUACUGUGUUACAGCUGAGAGAAGAGACGGUCGGGUGGAUUGAGGGGCUGAUGUCGCUAACAGACACAUUGACUGACUUGCUUACCACACACGACUCCUGGUUUUUGUGUUACAUGAACAUUUUAGCAGAAUAAUGAUGUUUGUUAAAUGAUCAUUUAAAAUCUUGCAUUUAUUUAUUUUCGAUCAUUUUCCAGUGUACUGCUCGUUUUGAAUUGGCUUAGAUUUGAUAUCAUACAAUAAUGAUGAUGAUGAGGAUGACGAUGCUGAUGAUACAGAUGACAGGAAGUAGCUGCUUAGAUUCAUCGCUCACAUAGUGCAUGAUAAACACAAAUGUAGGCUAAUGAGCUUUUAGUGCCAACAUAAACUGUCUCGCAGCUGUUUUUGGGGGAUAUUUCCACUGGUACAGUAUUUUCCAGAGUGUGGAUUUUUCCAAAUGAGAUCAUUUAAAUGAUAGGUAUUUGAAUCUUGGUUUGACAUAUGUCUUAGCGAGUAGUUUAGAAGCGUAUCGUCGCACAGCUCUUUGCUGUAAAACUGAAACUUUAGUGCAACAUGAGACUUCUGAGGCAGCGCAACCCUGCAUGUCCUCCUCAGUUAGUUUCUAUUUUGUCUUAAAUAUUGAGGCUGUGAGAUCAUGUAAUGUGGUUUCACGUAUGGUUUCCAUACCAUAGCUGUAACAUUACAGUGUUAACUGUUCUGUUAGGUUUCAGGAGUUAAACUGAGAACUGAAAAUGAAUGUUUCCAAAAAAGGGAGGGAGAGAAAAUACUUUUGCCUACUUUCUGCUGAAUGAAAUCAUUUCCUCUCUCUUCCUGUCUUUCUCCUGAUCACAUGACUUAUUGGACCUAUUAACAUAUCUCUUCUGCUCCCUUCCUUCCUUACUUCCUUCCUCUGUUGGUCCCUAUGAUAAUGCUAUUUUUUAAAAAGAAUUAUACAUAUACAGUAUAUUUAAAAAACUAUGUGUUUGACACAAAACACACAUAGACAGUAUGAUGUCUAAUUGUAUUAUUUGACAAACAUUAACUAUUAUUAUUAUUAUUAUUAGUAUGACAUUGUAAUUAUUAUUGAUGUAUAAAGUACAUGAAACACAUCUGGGUUUGUAGUUAUCAAACUGCAAAGAAUUUGACUUUGUUUUACUAAAUUUGAGUAAAAUCGUAAUAGCUUUAUGAGCUAAUAGCUUUAUUAGCUAAUAUCUUUAACUGACAGAUAUAUAUUAUUAUAUUAACACAUCUCUGGACUUAAGGGAUAUCAAAGAUAUUCAUCCAAAAGAAAAACAAGGCAAUCAGAGAUGGCAGACUCACCCCGUUCACUCUGUCGGCCUCUGUUGGUCAUAUUGGCAAACUGCGGAAACACAAACAGACAAAGGGACUCACAGAGCUACUAAAAACAAUACUUCACUUGCACUCUGUGGGAUAGAAAAUAAUAAAAAUAUCUGUAUAUCUGAUAAAAGAGCGCCGUUUAAACAUCUACAGCCUGAUUCACAAAAACUCUUUAGUUAUUCAAAAUCCAUUUAAAAACAAAUAUAAAAGAAUCAGCUGUUUUUGUAAAUUCUUUCAAUUUGAUGGAGGAGCGAAGUUGAUAAUUCACAAUUCAUUUAGUAAAAACCAGUUGUGCAAAUGUAGGCCAUCCUCUCCUAAAUAUGGAGGCAUCGUCUGACAGAUGAAUACACAAUUAUUUUCUGUGUCAAAGACAAGCAAAUACACAUUUAUUCUGUUUCAACACUUCACCUUCAGCAGUUUGACAAAUACAAACCCCAUGCUUAUGUUGUUGACACGUUGAUAUUUGGGCUCAGUGCUGUUGAGUAUUACUAUUAUUCUAAUCGUGUGUGUGCUGAAUAAUAAGAGUCAUGUCCAGCAUAUUUGGUUUAGGCUGCGACUCUCUGUGUGUUUCCUGACAGAGACGUAGAGACAUGUUCUGUACAUGUACAUAUAUAUAUAUAAAUAUAAGUAUAUAUAUGUAUAUACUGUUCACCACACACACACACACAGACACACACACACACACACACACACACACAUUCUUGCGCUGCAUUGUUACUGAGGACACUCAUUCCCUUGCCCCUUACCUUAACCUUAAAGUGGAACUAUAGAGGAUUCUUACCCUCAUUUAACAGCUGUGGAGUCAUUGUUGUGGUUAAACGGCUUGUUGUGGGGAGAUUUGGGGCUGGGCUGUUUCCACUCCCGUUACUGUCUGUUAGCAGAACACAAGGCCGCCGACCCGGGGGAAGCGAGGAAGAGGAAACGACUGUCGGACCGAGUGAGGGUCCAUACACGAGUAAACACUGGACACAGAAGAAUACAAAAGACAUGGGAGUAACAACAGUGAGGAUAAAGCAGUAGACAAUGGUUGGAUGGCUGUUUACGGCCGUGUCAUAAAUUGUACAGUAGGGGGAGCUCUAGAGAAAAAGGAUGAAAAAGCCACCAGACUUUUCUGCUUUUACCAUCACAACUAAAUAAUCCUAAAAGCAGGUAUUGAACCCCAAAAUGUCCUCACGUUCCCAGAAUGUCCUGAUGUUCCCAGAAUGUCCUCAUGUUCCCAGAAUGUCCUGAUGUUCCCAGAAUGUCCUCACUCCCGUGGGUUUAUGGGUCUUUUGGUUCUCACACAGACACACACAGACACAGUGACAGACACAGACACACACAGACACACACAGACACAGAGCUGGGAUGAGUGAUGUGUUUCUUGUUUAGUUCAGCGUGUGCAGGUAAUGCAGUGGGUCGCAGAAACCCACUAAGUGUAAGUGUGCUUCUCUUGAGGUUCAUUAUUCUGACUGUGUUUCAAAUGCUUUGGUUGUUUCCAAGUUUACUUGUUUUAGUAACGAAUAAAGAAUAUGAUUUUUUUGGUGGUGAACGACA